This is a messenger RNA of Melospiza melodia melodia, 9242 nucleotides long. RefSeq names its product proline rich 12 (gene PRR12). The record is from RefSeq and is a predicted model, not a curated record. NCBI's taxonomy places the organism in Eukaryota, Metazoa, Chordata, Aves, Passeriformes, Passerellidae.
AUGGACAGGAACUACCCGGCCGCCGGGUGGGACCCGCUCAGCGCCGGGCCCGGCUGGAGCUACGAGCGCUCGGCCAAGGCCAGCCUGGUGUACGGGGGCUCGCGGGGGUCCCACCCCGACCCCGACCUGCUGCACCGGCAGCCGUACGGAGCGCCCCACCCGCUGCAGGGCUAUGCGGCCAACCACCACCCGCCAGGUCUCUCGGGGCUCUUUGAGACGGGGCUGCACCACGCGGGGGGCGCCGCCCCCGACGCCUCCGUCAUGAACCUGAUCUCAGCGCUGGAGUCGCGGGGACCCCAGCCCGGACCCUCGGCCUCGUCCCUGCUCUCCCAGUUCCGCACGCCCUCCUGGCAGACCGCCAUGCACACUCCAGCUCCGGCCGAACUCUUCAUCUCGGGCGCCCUGCCCGGCUCGGGCACCUUCCCGUCCUCGUCGGCGCUGGGUCCCUACCAGCACCCGGCGUCGUUCGGCGGCCGCAGCUUCCCGGUGGGGUCCCCGCUGAGCCUGCCCGAGGCCGCCUUCAGCCCCGGCUCCAACGGGCUGCUGUCGCCGCACGAUCCGCUGCUGCACAUCAAGCCGGCGCAGCCCGCCGUGCCCUCCUCGCUGGGCUUCGACCGCCUGGGCUCGGCCGUGCUGGGCUCGGCGCUGCCGGCGCAGACGCCGCCGUACCGGCCGGCUCCCGGUUCGUCGCAGUUCAACCUGCUGGCGGCGGCCGAGCAGCCGCCUCAGCUCUACAACGCGCCCGUGUUCGGCGGCGCCAACGCGGCGGGCGGCGGCGACCGCGCCAUAUCGCGGCAGGACAGCGUCAUCAAGCACUACCAGCGGCCGGGCGCGGCCCAGCCGCAGCUGCCGCCGGCGCCGGGGCUGCAGCACUACCUGAGCUGCGGCGGCUCGUACCAGCAGGUGCCGGCGCACCGCGCCCCGCUGUCCUGCAGCCCGCUGGGCGAGCAGUCCCCGGCCAGCUCUGAGGGCUCGCAGCAGCAGCCGCCCAAGGCCGCGCCGGCGGCGCCGCGCCCCGAGCCGGGCUACCGGCCCAUCAUCCAGUCGCCGGGCUACUCUGGCGGUGCCAACGCCGCGGGCAACGGCGGCGCGGCCGGCGGCAACGGCGGCAAAUCCAAGAGUUACUCGGCGUCGCGGCAGCCGACGCCGCGCUCCACCAACACGCCCAAGUGCCAGAGCAGCUACACGCCCAGCACGCCCAAGCCCAGCUCGGUGAUCGCCAGCCAGUCUCCGGCCUAUUCGCCGGGCCAGCCGCCGCAGAGCCUGCUGGCCAUGGGGGCGGCGCCCGGCUACAGCGGCCCCGGCGCGCCCCAGAGCCUGGCGGGGACGGCGCAGCCCUCAGGAGGGUUCGGCGCGGGCCAGGCCGGGGACAUGGCGGGCAAAGGAGGCGGCUACCAGGGCGCGGGGCAAGGCGGGCAGCAAGGCGGGCUGCAGCCCUGCGUCAGCGCCGCGGGCACCUACUCGCCCGAGCAGCUGCAGGCGCUGCCCUACGGCGUGCAGCCCGAGGGGGCGCAGCCGGGGGGCUACGGGCCGCCCGCCCCCUCGCAGGGUCUGCCCACGGCCAGCCCCUCGCUGAGCUACAGCGCCACCGGGCACUCGCCCGCCAUGCCCGGCCCGCCGCCGCUGCCCUACGCCGGCCUGGGCGGCUCCAGCCCGUCGCCCAUCAUCCGCCCGCUGCAGUCGCCGCCGGCGGCGCGGCCGCAGAGCGGGGCCUCGCCGGGACAGUCGCAGAAAUACCUGGGCUCCGUGCUGUCGCCGUCCUUCAUGGCCCCGCAGGGCUACGGCGCCGCGCCGGGCGGGGGGCUCGACAGGCAGCAGCCGCCAGCCCCGCCGGGGGCGCCCCCCACUUUCGGCAAAGGGGCCAAGGGCGAGGCGGAGCUGCUGGCGGCGGAGCGCAGCGAGGACGAGGAUUUCCUGAUCCAGCACCUGCUGCAGGCGCCCAGCCCGCCCCGAGAGGGGCUGGGGGGCUGCGAGGAGCGCCCCAAAGCCUUGGGGGGCUACGGCGGCGCGCUGGGCAAGGAGGAGCGCUACCAGCUGCAGAGCGUCAUCCGGCCCAACUCCAACCUGGAGGCGCCGCUGGAGCUGGCGCUGCUCAAGGAGAAGAAGAAGCCGGAGAGGGGCAAGGAAUUCCGGGCGGCCAGCGGAGCAGCAGGAGGCGGCGGCGAGGUGGCGGCCACGUCGGUGGUGCACUACGGGCACCAAGCGCCGCCCGCCAUGGACACGUACGAGAUGAAGAAACCACCCGAGCACCUGGCCGGCGGCAAGGAGCUGGGCCAGCCGCCCCCGCCGCACUCGUACCUGCCCAAAACCCCCGAGCACGGGCGGCUGGUGGGCGAGGGGCCCCCGCUGGAGCCCCACAACCUGCUGCUGGACCCCUCGCCGGAACUGGGGGGCUCCCUGCUGCCCUCGGUGCUGACGCACACGCAGAGCCAGCUGCACCCGCGGCCCAGCAAGGGCCGGGCGCCGCUGGACGUUCACCUGCUGGAGCAGCAGCGCAUGCCGCCCCCUCCGCCGCCGCCUCCGCCGCUGCUGCUCGAGGCCCACCUGCACCAGGUGCGCUCGCAAGGCCUGGACCCGCAGGCGCCGCCGCCGCUGCCCCCCGACUCCAUGGAGGUGUUGCCCCCUCCCCAAGAGAUCCAGGACUUCUUGGAGCCCCCGCUGGGUUUGGAGCCGCACCUGGGGCAGAGCGCGGGGGUCCAGGGACCCGCCGGGCACCUGCUGGACCCCGAGGGGGGCGUCCCGGCCGUGCCCCCCGAGGCCAAGGAUCAGUUUUCGGAAGGGGGCAGCCCCGCCGGGGGCAAGGGGCGUUUCGUGCCCCUCACGUCCAUCUGCUUCCCGGACGCGCUGCUGCAGGACGAGGACCGCGGCUUCUUCCCCGGCAUGGAGGACAUGUUCGGGCCGCCGCCCGAGGAUUUCCCCAAGGCCAGCGAGGAGGAGGAGGAGGAAGGCAGCGCCAACGCGGCCGGGCUGGAGGCGGCGCGGCCCGAGGGGAUGAAGGCGCCCCCUCCGUACGACAUGGGGCAGAGCUACCCCUCGUUCUGCCCGCAGGACGGAGGCGCCGCCGGGGAGCCCCCCCAGCUGGCGCUGGAGCCCCCCAAGCACGAGCUGCCCUCCACGGUGAACGCGGAGCCGCUGGGUUUGAUCCAGAGCACGGGCGACGGGGGUCCCAAACCGCCUCCUCCGCCUCUGAGCACGCCUUUAUUCUGCUCCUCCAAACCCAAGAAGCUGCUCAAAACCUCCUCCUUCCACCUGCUCCGCAAGCGGGACCCCUUCCCGCCGCCCAAGAAGACCUACGCGCAGGAGUACGAGUUCGAGGACGACGAGGACAAGGCCGACGUGCCCGCCGACAUCCGCCUCAACUCGCGGCGCCUCCCGGACCUGCUGCCCGACCUCAUCUCCAGCUGCCGCCGCGCUCCGCUCACGCCCAUGGGCGACAUCGACUUCUGCCCGCACCCCGGCGCGCACGCCGCGGCGCCCAAGAAGCGCGGCCGCAAACCCACCAAGCCCAAGCGGGAAGGGCCGCCCCGGCCGCGGGGCAGGCCCAGGAUCCGGCCCCUGGAGCCGCCAGGAUUCCCCGAGGGAGCCAAGAGGCCGCGGGGAAGGGGCCGGGGCCGGGGCAAGAAGGGAGGAGAGGACGGAGAGGGGAUGGAGCCGCUGCGGCCGCUCAAGAUCAAACUGGCCGUCUCCAAACCCGACCCCGCCCACCACCCCCCACCACCCGACCCCCCCCAGGCCCGGCUGAAGCAGCGGCUGCGCGAGGCCGAGGAGAAGCAGCCCGAGGUCAAGUCGGGCUUCAUGGCCUCCUUCCUGGACUUCCUCAAGGCCGGCAAGCGCCCCCAGCCCCAAUCCACCCCCAGCCCCACCCCCCAGCCCCAGCCCCACCCCCAGCCACCCCCCAGCCCCUCCAAGGCGCCCCCCAAGAGCUUCCCCGCGCUGGGGGGGUCGCUGGAGGCGGCCGAGGGCGGCGAGGGGCUGGUGAUGGGCGGCUGCGCCUCGCCCUGCAAGCGCCUGGACGAGGAGCUCAAGAGGAACCUGGAGACGCUGCCCUCCUUCUCCAGCGACGAGGAGGACUCGGUCAGCAAGAACCAGGACCUGCAGAAGAGCAUCAGCUCGGCCAUCUCUGCCCUGGAUGAGCCGGCCGAGCGCAGGGAGGGGCACGAGGCGCAAGGGAGCUGCCAGGACCUGCGGCAGAGCAUCAGCUCGGCCAUCUCUGCCUUGGAUGAGCCCCCGGAGCGCAGGGAGGGGCACGAGGCGCAAGGGAGCUGCCAGGACCUGCAGAAGAGCAUCAGCUCGGCCAUCUCUGCCCUGGAUGAGCCCCCGGAGCGCAGGGAGGGGCACGAGGCGCAAGGGAGCUGCCAGGACCUGCGGCAGAGCAUCAGCUCGGCCAUCUCGGCGCUGGAUGAGCCCCCGGAGCGCAGGGAGGGGCACGAGGCGCAAGGGAGCUGCCAGGACCUGGGGCAGAGCAUCAGCUCGGCCAUCUCGGCGCUGGAUGAGCCGGCCGAGCGCAGGGAGGGGCACGAGGCGCAAGGGAGCUGCCAGGACCUGUGGCAGAGCAUCAGCUCGGCCAUCUCGGCGCUGGACGAGCCCCCGGAGCGCAGGGAGGGGCACGAGGCGCAAGGGAGCUGCCAGGACCUGCGGCAGAGCAUCAGCUCGGCCAUCUCGGCGCUGGAUGAGCCCCUGGAGCGCAGGGAGGGGCACGAGGCGCAAGGGAGCUGCCAGGACCUGCGGCAGAGCAUCAGCUCGGCCAUCUCGGCGCUGGACGAGCCCCUGGAGCGCAGGGAGGCACACGAGGCACAAGGGAGCUGCCAGGACCUGCAGAAGAGCAUCAUCUCGGCGCUGGACGAGCCCCCGGAGCGCAGGGAGGGGCACGAGGCACAAGGGAGCUGCCAGGACCUGCGGCAGAGCAUCAGCUCGGCCAUCUCUGCCCUGGACGAGCCCCCAGAGCGCAGGGAGGGGCACGAGGCACAAGGGAGCUGCCAGGACCUGCGGCAGAGCAUCAGCUCGGCCAUUUCUGCCCUGGACGAGCCCCCGGAGCACAGGAGGCGCACGAGGCACAAGGGAGCUGCCAGGACCUGGGGGAGGGUCUCAGGGAGCUGCCAGGACCUGCAGAAGAGCAUCAGCUCGGCCAUCUCUGCCCUGGACGAGCCCCCGGAGCGCAGGGAGGGGCAUGAGGCGCAAGGGAGCUGCCAGGACCUGGGGCAGAGCAUCAGCUCAGCCAUCUCGGCGCUGGACGAGCCCCCGGAGCGCAGGGAGGGGCACGAGGCACAAGGGAGCUGCCAGGACCUGGGGCAGAGCAUCAGCUCGGCCAUCUCGGCGCUGGAUGAGCCCCCGGAGCGCAGGGAGGGGCACGAGGCGCAAGGACCUGUCAUGGAUCUCCAGGACCCUUCCAGGACCUUCCAGGAGUCCCCAUUACCCUUCCAGGACCUUCCAGGACCUUCCAGGAGUCCCCAUGACCCUUCCAGGACCUUCCAGGAGUCCCCAUUACCCUUCCAGGACCAGUCGUGGAUCUCCAUGACCCUUCCAGGACCUGCUGGACCGCCCGAGCCCCCCGAGCGCCCCCUGCACCUGGCGCAGAAGCAGGGCACGGCCGCCGUGUGCGGCGACACCAGCGACGAGGAGGAGAGCGGCGGAGAGGGCAUCUUCAGGGAGAGGGACGAGUUCGUGGUGCGCGUGGAGGACAUCCCCGCGCUCAAGGUGGGCCUGCAGACGGGCCGGGAGCCGCCGCCCAUCUGGAGGGUGCAGAAGGCGCUGCUGCAGAAAUUCACCCCCGAGAUCAAGGACGAGCGCCAGUUCUGCGCCACCAGCAACUACCUGGGCUAUUUCGGCGAUGCCAAGCACCGGUACCAGCGGCUCUACGUGAAGUUCCUGGAGAACGUCAACAAGAAGGAUUACGUGAGGGUGUGCUCCAGGAAACCCUGGCACCGCCCGCUGGCGCUCAGGAGACAGCCCCACCCCAAGCCCAGCGCCCCAGAGCCCCUCCCCCCCCCAGACCCGACCCGGCGGAGAAACCCCAAAAAUCGGAAAAACCCCGAAAACGGAGAAACCCCAAAAAUCCGAGAAACAGCCCCGGGGCCAAAGCGAAGCCCCCAAGGUGAAGGCGGAGCCCCCCCCAAAAAGAGGAAAAAAUGGCUCAAGGAGGCGGCGACGACGUCGGAGUCGGAGUCCAGCGGGGACCCCCCCAGCGAGGAGGAGCGGGCCCCGCCGGGGCGGGUGCUGAACACGCGGGCCAUGAAGGAGAUGUACCGGAGCUACGUGGAGAUGCUGGUCAGCACCGCCCUGGACCCCGACAUGAUCCAGGCCCUGGAGGACACCAACGAUGAGCUGUACCUGCCCCCCAUGCGGAAGAUCGACGGCAUCCUCAACGACCACAAGAAGAAGGUGCUCAAGAGGGUGACGCUGAACCCCAGCCUGCAGGAGGCGCUGCACACGUUCCCGCAGCUGCACGCCGAGCCCGGCGAGUCCCUGGUGCGGCUGCGCCCGGGCGGGGACCCCUACAACCGCAAAACGCUCAGCAAGGUGAAACGGAGCGUGGGCAAGCCGCAGGAGUUCAAGGUGGAGGUGGAGAAGUCGUUCCUGUACACGCUGUACCACUCGCUGCACCACUACAAGUACCACACCUUCCUGCGCUGCAAGGACGAGACGACGGCCAUCGAGGGCCGCGCCGAGGACCUGGGCCAGGAGGAGGUGGUGCAGCGCUGCAUGCGCAACCAGCCCUGGCUCGAGCGCCUCUUCGACUCCUUCAGCGAGCUGCUGGCCCAGGCGCGCGCCAAGUGCGCCUGAAACCCCCCCAAAAUCCGGGGGGACGCCCCCCGGGAUCGGGGACACCCCCCAGAAAUACGGGGUGAUACCCCCGGCACGGAGAGGGGGACGAGGACUGAGCCUCCUGCCAUGGGACGGAGCUGCCGGCGUGGGGACAGACGCCUGGACACCCCCGAAAAUGGGGAUCACCCCCCCUGAAAAAUCGGGGUGACACCCCCAGAAUCGGGGAUCCCCCCAGAAAUCGGGGAUCCCCCCAGAAAUCGGGGAGGCACCCCCCGAAAUCGGGGAUCCCCCCUGCAGAAAUCGGGGUGACACCCCCGGGAUGGAGAGGGGACGUGCUGGGAUAAGGACUGAACCUUCUGCUGCCGGGACGGGGACACCUGGAACCCCACAGUGGGGACACCCCAAAAUAUGGGAGACCCUUCAAAAACACGGGGGGACACCCCCAAAAACACGGGGUGACACCCCCCCGAAAUCGGGGGUUCCCCCCCAAAAAAAAUCGGGGUGACACCCCCCGGGAUAAGGACUGAACGUCGUGCCGCAGGGAUGGAGCUGCCAGGAUGGGGACAGCUGGCACCCCAAAAUGUGGCGACCCCCCCCCCCCCAAAAGAUGGGGACCCUCUCCAAAAUAUGGGGACCCCCCCCCAAAAUCGGGGUGACACCCCCGGGAUGGAGAGGGGACACCCCCGGGGUAAGGACUGAACCUCCUGCCACAGGGAUGGAGCUGCCAGGAUGGGGACACCAAUGUGGAGGGAGCACCCCAAAAUAUGAGGGACCCCCCCCCAAAAUAUGGGGACCCCCCCAAAAUAUGAGGGACCCCCCCAAAAUAUGGGGACCCCCCCCCAAAAUAUGGGGACCCCCCCAAAAUAUGGGGACCUUCCUAAAAAUGGGGAAACCCCCCCAAAAAAUGGGGUGACAUCCCCAGAACGGUGUGAGGGGGGGGACAAGGACUGAACCUGUCACCAUAGGGACACCGAUGUGGGGGAGACCCCCCCGCAGUGGGGCACCCCAAAAUUCGGGGAUCCCCCCAAAAAUUCGGGGAUCCCCCCCAGAAGAUGGGAACCUCCCCCAAAAUUUGAGGACUCGCCCAAAAUCGGGGAUCCCCCCCCCCAAAAAAAACGAGGUGACACCCCCAGAACGGCAGAGGGGACAAGGACCGAACCUCCCACCGUGGUGACACCAAUGUGGAUGGGGCACCCCAAAAUAUGGGGGGAUCCCCCCCAAAAAAAAUUGCACCCCAAAAUAUGGGGGGGACCACCCCCCAAAAAAUUGGGACUAUUCCAAAAGCCCCUCAAAAUGGGGGGGGGGGUUUGGGAUAAGGAUCGAAGCUCCUGCAGUGAGGACACACUUGAGACCCCCCCUAGGGCACCCCAAAAACAUCAGGGGGGUCCCCAAAACUCGGGGAGGUCCCCCAAAAUUGGGGGGGGGGGUCCCCAAAAUUUGGGGAGGCACGCCCAAAGGAGGGGGAGUGGGACAGAACCCCGCCCCCCAGGAAUAGGGGGAUCCCCUGAGGGGGUGGGAGGGCACCCCAAAAAUGGGGACACCCCCAAAAAUGGGACACCCCAAAAAUGGAGACACCCCCAAAGAGUAGGGACACCCCAAAAAUGGGACACCCCAAAACUGGAGACACCCCCAAAGGGUAGGGACACCCCAAAAAUGGGACACCCCAAAAAUGGGACACCCCAAAAAUGGGGACACCCCCAAAGAGUAGGGACACCCCAAAAUGGAACAGCCCAAAAGAGUAGGGACACCCCAAAAAUGGGGACACCCCCAAAGAGUAGGGACACCCCAAAAAUGGGACACCCCAAAAAUGGGGACACCCCCAAAGAGUAGGGACACCCCAAAAAUGGGGACAGCCCCAAAGAGUAGGGACACCCCAAAAAUGGGACACCCCAAAAAUGGGGACACCCCCAAAGAGUAGGGACACCCCAAAAAUGGGACAGCCCAAAAAUGGGACACCCCAAAAAUGGGAACACCUCAAAAACAAGGACAGCUUUGGGGGAACCCCCCCCAAUUUCUGACAGAGUUGGGGACCCCCCCAGGACACAACAAAAUUGGGGGACACCCCCCACGAGCUGCACCCCAAAAAUUGGGACCCACACACAUUUGGGGAUCCCCCCUCUUUGGGUACAGCCCCCCCCCCCCCCCAAAAUUGAGGCACCCCCUUUUUAGGGACCCCCCCCCAAAAUCACCCCAGCAGGGUCUGUGUGUCCCCCUCCCCUUUUUUUUUCUGGAAAUUGGCAGAGGUACAGGGGACCCCCCACCCCCCCAAAAAAAAAUGGGGUGUCCCCACCCCCACCCAAAUCGGGGGGUCCCCCCAAAAACGCCCCCCCGGCGGAGCCCCCCCUAUUUAUAUAUAUGUACAAAUGUCUAUUAGCAGCCCCCUCUCUCCGCCCGGGGGGGGGCCCCAAUUUUGGGGAGGGGGUCCCCAGUUUUUGGAGGGGGGGGGGUGCCCCAACAUCGGUGUCCCCCAAAAUCCCAGG